AUGGGCUCCAAUGAACUAAAUAUCCCAACGCGUGGGAUGAAGAGGUCUGCUUCGGCCUCCGAAGAGCCCCUAGGCAAUGAGGUUGCUCUUCCGGCCACACCUCAUUAUCACUCGUCAUUUCCUUUUCCUUACACUCACUACGCAAUGAUUUAUCUCGAUAACGAGAGCAAGCUCAAGUAUUACGAAUCUCAGUCUAUUCAGGAACAAGACGCCAUUGUGUUUACUUCGGAAGUCUGCCAGAAUUUUCUCGAUAUUCUAGGCAAACCGCUCAGCUAUCACCAGCCCGCUCACCAGGAAAUGGAUCUAUCUUUUCGUCGGCUGAGGCACCGCAAGAGGAAAGCAUCUGCCAAAUCUGCUUUCAAAAAGCCACUGGAUAAACAGGACAGCGAAAAACCUUUUACUGGUUCGACCGAACUAGUCCCUCUCAGAAUUGGACACCAACGGAAGGUUAUGGAUUAUUAUGAAGGCGCCCUCGGAUACUUUCAGCAGCUCAACUGCCGCGUCAUCGCCAAGGCAUUUAUCAGGUUCAUCGAGCCGGGCAAACAUAUCAAACACCCUUACAAUAGAGGAAAACCACCCCCAGGAUCCCCCCCAGGCACCAAGGGCGACCCCGAAAAGACCAAACCCAAAUGGUGGCCCUAUACUGUAAUACAUAGGGAACCUGACCACUUGAGGAAAGGAGACCGCAUCAAAUUGCUAGUUCACAUUAUCCGCGAGCUCGGUGGCCGUAAAAUUACUGCUGACAAGUUGAAGGAAGUUGCUGGAGAUACCAAGCGGAACUUGGAGCACCCAAGCGAUGUCAAGAUCAUCUAUGAGAUCCUUCGGGUUCGAAAGACGGAGGAACGAUUUGAGCGAAGUGAAGUUAGUGCUGACAAGGUCGAAUACGUCACGUACUAUAAUCCUAGCCCCACGGAUGAUGAUGAGGAUGAGGAGGAGGAGAAGGAUUAUUUUGCUGAAGCAGCCUCAGCAGCUGCCGGAGAGCCUCUACCAAGCAAACAGGAACUGGCUGCCCUGACCACAACAAUUGAGCCUCUCCAUCCCACACCAGUCUACUCCCUCCUAGGUAGCCUCUCCAUGCCCAACCCUCUGAACUUCGGGGUUAGCGGUCUACGAAAUAAUCCUUACUACAAUGUGGUACCCCAAUACACUAACGCCUAUCCUAUGCUCGGCACUCCCAUGGCUUCAAAUAUGACCAAUUCACAGGACACUCCGGUCUUCGAAUACUCUAUUCAGAACCCUAUCCUAGCAUCCACCUCUGUUCAUGAUCAAACUAGAGAUCCAGGUUACUACGGGCGCAGGGUCAAUACAGACAGUGACCAGGACGUCUCCAACCGAGCGGACUACAGCUCACCAGAAACCGGUCAAAGAGUUCCACCUCAUCCGAUGCAAUACCACCGAUAUAUAGCCCGUGCGCAUUUGCACCACAACCAUUCCCAGAUCCCAGGGGCUCUAUAA
Messenger RNA from Penicillium psychrosexuale, 1455 nucleotides. Its product is annotated as DUF2841 domain-containing protein. The record is from RefSeq and is a predicted model, not a curated record. The transcript is spliced from 5 exons. Lineage: Eukaryota; Fungi; Ascomycota; Eurotiomycetes; Eurotiales; Aspergillaceae. The coding region runs from base 1 to 1455 and encodes 484 amino acids.